AUGGAGAAUGAAGAUCAACUCACGACCCUGCGGUUGCUCUUAUGUCCCAAUGAAACAAUCACUCCAGAUUCACCGGAAUAUCGACCGCUGGUUCAAACAUGGGCAUCACAAAAGCAAAUGAACCCUCGCCUUCUGGUUCGACCCACCUCGAUUGAGUCUCUAAGCAAGGCCAUUGCCUAUCUCUACUCUUCGAGUCUGGACUUUGCUAUCUAUGGACAUGGCUUCAUGUCCGCAUCAGCAAGGGACGUCCUUGUGAACACCUCGUCUUUUGAUGAUUUCCACCUCGACAGGCACUCUGAAUUGGUGACCAUCGGCGCCGGGCAGACAUGGGCAGAGGUAUAUCGGAAAUUGCAAGAGGCAGCGCCGGACUAUGGAAUUGUGGGGGCCCGCACCCCUUGUGUAGGAGUCGCAGGCACCAUUAUCAGUGGAGGCUUUUCAUGGCUCUCGAGUGAGUAUGGCUGUAUCUCCGACCCGGCGAACAUGUUAGAUAUGAAAGUUGUCAAGUAUGACGGCUCGAUUGUGUGGGCCUCCCGGGAGCCAGAGCUACUGUGGGCACUCCGUGGCGGUGGAGGUGGCUUUGGUGUGGUGGUGCAAGUUGUGCUUCGAGUAUUCCUAUAUCCCCAGAAUAUCUGGGCGGGUCCGAUUCUGAUCCCCCGGGAGCAGCUCCACCAGGUGGCAGAGGGAAUUGCAAGUUUGGUUUCCAAACCAGUUGAUCCAAAGAUCACCAUGUUCUUAUAUGUCGUCAAGAAACGGCUGUUAGAGUCUAUUGGGACGGACUCGGACAUGUUGGUGAUCCAUGCCUUCGACGCCCACGGUGAAGCCCAUGGCCGGGCCAGCUUCCGGUGGGCAUUGGACAUUGCUGGAGUUGUUGAUCAAACAAGAGUAACUACUCUGGCUGGAGUUGCAGAUCUACAAAACAAAGUACAUAUAGCCAAAGGUUCUAUGAAACAAUUCUGGGCACCUUUACUACUACGUGAGCUUUCGAAGGAGACCAUUAUCAAAGCGAUCCAAUGGUCCGAGGACAUCCAACACCUAGACGAGUCUCUUGCCGAUUGCACUUAUCUUAUCUUCGAGAUAUUGAGUUCGCGUGACCCAGCAGGAUCAAUGUCGAGCUGUGCCUGGCCAAGGCCACCUGGCGGAAAACAUAUUUUACUCCUCGGCACCGGAUGUCCUUCUGGCGAUGGACCAGAUAAAGAGAAACUUGCUCGAGACCUGGCCAUUGAGGCAGCGUCCAAGAUUUUGGGGGCAGAUGCAGAGGUACAUUACCUGCCAAAUGGGUUUGAGGACUUUCACGAUCCUAAAAAGAUUUGGGGCCCUCAUUUCGAGAAACUGCGCGUCUUGAGGAGACGAUAUGACCCCCAUGGCAGAUUCAAGGCAGCGGUUGAUGUAUAA
This is a messenger RNA of Aspergillus pseudotamarii, 1392 nucleotides long. Its product is annotated as FAD-binding oxidoreductase. Gene Ontology annotation, molecular function: FAD binding. Bases 1 to 1392 code for a protein of 463 amino acids. The transcript is spliced from 6 exons. NCBI's taxonomy places the organism in Eukaryota, Fungi, Ascomycota, Eurotiomycetes, Eurotiales, Aspergillaceae. The record is from RefSeq and is a predicted model, not a curated record.